AUGGAACCAAAAUCACCUAUUGCUUCUAAGAAAAAAUCUUUUCUAGCUUGUAUAUCGUGUCGAUCCAAGAAAGUUAAAUGCAAUAUCUUAUCGCAAUUCCCGUGUGCCUCCUGUCUGAAGUUGGGGCUAAAAUGUGUCAGGUCAACCAUUGAUAAGCGGAAAGAAAGAACAGAAUCUGAAUAUAUCAAGCAGUUGGAGAGAAAAGUCAAACUCUUCGAAGAAGAAAAUCUCAGAAUAUCUACGCAGCUAGACGGCAUUGCUACUGUGUUGAAAGAUCUAUCAAACUUAAAGGAUCCUAUUGUUCAAGAACCUAUAAAAAAUAAAGACAAUAUACCCAUACACGAUAACGAUAAUAAUGAUAAUAAUAACAGCAAUAGGAAUAGUAAUGAUAACUUGAUAUACCAGCACACUAAUAAUGCUUAUGUCAAAAACACCAUCAAUAACAAUAGUGACGGGAUCUCUUCCUUGCUAGAUCAAAGUCAAUCCCAACAAACACAUUCUUCAUCAGAUAACACUGUCAAUUUCCAUGAAAGAUACCCGACACCAAACGAUUUGAAAAAAAUUGAGAAUAAAUCAAUUUCGGUUUAUGGGCCUACUAGUGUUUUUGAUAGUGUGUCUUUGGUCAAAUCAGGAAACAGUCAAGAAAUGGAAGAAAUCUUCAUGCUCAAUAGAAACCCAGUAAUCGUUGAAUGCAUUAAACAAUUUUUUAGCUGGCAAUAUCCUGAUAUUCACGUUUUUAUAUUCAGAGAAGCAUUUUUGCUCGAUUUUUACCACGCUAAACCAAAUUCUUCAUAUUGUUCUAAAGAACUUGUGUUCGCCAUUUGUUCCAUUGGAUCUCUACUUUCGGAAAAUCCAAAUAUUGCCGCAAAGUCUAUGGAUUAUUACGAACAGGCUCGUGCGUGGUGCUUUGCUAAGUACAAUAAACCAUCAAUAACCUUGUUGCAGAGCCUAUUGGUCCUUGGGUUAUAUGAUAUCUAUAAUGGCCGCAAUGACAGUGGUUGGAUCUUGACAGGUAUAGGCAUGCGAAUUGGUUACAACAUCGGGUUCCAAUUGAGCCCAAAAAGUUGGUACUUGGAUGACGACCCAGGUCCCAAAAGUGAGUUCAGCAUAGAAAUCAGAAGCCGGAUUUUCUGGGGCACUUACUUGGUUGACCAUUUGAUCGGGCUAUUAUUGGGUCGGCCUUCACUGUUAAAAAUGAAUGACACCACCAUGAGUGAGACCAUAGCCUUACCAGACAUUGAAUGGAUAGACGAAUAUUCAUUUCAUUACAAGGAUUUAAAGCCAGAGAUUCUUUUAAUAUGCGACCCUCUUAUUUCCGUGGUGAAGUUGAUGGAUAUCACAGAGAACAUGUUGAACGAUAUUUUCAAUGAUAGGCAAGAUAAGACCACCAAAAAUUACGAAAUCCCAGAGAAAUUACUCUUGUUAGGAAAAUAUAAUUUGAAAAUCUCACAAUGGAGAAAUAGUUUGCCGGAUACAGUGGCAUGGAAUGUUCAUGAUUUGGAAAUAAUUGGAAGUGAUCCUACCAAACUAACAUUCAAACUAUUGUAUUACAUUGUUGUGCUUUGUUUGAACCGUCCCUUUUUAAAUGUCGGUGGCACGAAACAGAAUAGUAACUCAUUAUUGACGGACUCAGCACUCAUUUGUGAAACUGCUAUCAAUGAUUUGUCCGUGGCUGUUAGAAAGUUCACCACAGUGCAUGGAUAUAGUAAGUGCUCUAUUUUAAUCAUCUACUGUUGUGUCAUAUCCAUAUCUGUUAUGCUUUUGUCUCAUGGUAGCACAAUUGCAAGAAGUAUAAGAGAAAAAGGGGUUUUUAGGUAUAAGUUUUUGCUCUUUAUGGCAACACUAAAGAGUUGUGCUAGGAUCUGGGGAUUGAGUGAUAAGUCUUACAAGAUGGUUAAGGCUAAAUUGCUCCAGGAUUUUAGUGUGGAUGUGGAUAAAGAGUUGGAAAUCUUUGAUUUUUCUCAGCAAUCUCAUGGCGAGAUAAUGACAGCACCAGAGCAAUCUUCUGAUGAUCAUACCACCAAUUUUGGCAUUCGUAACGAUGUGCUAUUCGGUGCAAGCCAGCCAUACUUUGGUUGUGUUGAAGACAGAAAUCGAAUGGAAGGUAAUAAUACCCAUGACCCAAAUCCUAAUCCACUUCAAGGAUUUUCCGAAACCAAUAUCGACAACGCGGGUGAUUCAUUUGGCGGGCCUCCCAUAUUCAUGAAUUCCACCGUUUUUUCCAGCUGGGAGCCAUUGUUCCCAGAUUACAUAUUUGAUAAUUUCAACUAUAAGAGCUAA
Messenger RNA from Saccharomycopsis crataegensis, 2280 nucleotides. Its product is annotated as Zn(II)2Cys6 transcription factor. Gene Ontology annotation, molecular function: zinc ion binding; DNA-binding transcription factor activity, RNA polymerase II-specific; DNA binding. The record is from RefSeq and is a predicted model, not a curated record. Bases 1 to 2280 code for a protein of 759 amino acids. Gene Ontology annotation, biological process: DNA-templated transcription; regulation of DNA-templated transcription. The transcript has a single exon. Lineage: Eukaryota; Fungi; Ascomycota; Saccharomycetes; Ascoideales; Saccharomycopsidaceae.